AUGGCCUUUUGUUGCUUGGGCAUGGAUGUUAUUGGACCCAUUAAACCCGCAGCUUCAAAUGGCCAUCGGUUCAUUUUAGUUACUAUUGACUACUUCACCAAAUGGGUGGAAGCAACGUCUCACAAAUCAGUCACAAAGAAAGUGGUAGCUGACUUCAUGCAAAACCACAUCAUAUGUCGAUUCAGUAUACCCAAGUCCAUCAUAACAGACAAUGGAGAAAAUAUGAAGAGCCACCUAAUGAAGGACAUCUGUGAGCAAUUCAAGAUCACCCACCGCAACUCGACAUCCUACCGACAGCAAAUGAACGGAGCCAUAGAAGCAGCCAACAAAAAUAUCAAGAGGAUAUUGAGGAAAAUGACUGAUAAUCAUAAAGGAGCAACUCUCUACCUGCUGGUCUAUGGAACUGAAGCAGUCAUACCUGCUGAAGUUGAGAUACCUUCCCUAAGAAUCAUUCAAGAAGCAGAAUUAGGCAAUGCUUAA
Lycium ferocissimum is the source of this 480-nucleotide messenger RNA. RefSeq lists its product as uncharacterized. Bases 1 to 480 code for a protein of 159 amino acids. Gene Ontology annotation, molecular function: nucleic acid binding. The record is from RefSeq and is a predicted model, not a curated record. Gene Ontology annotation, biological process: DNA integration. The transcript has 2 exons. Lineage: Eukaryota; Viridiplantae; Streptophyta; Magnoliopsida; Solanales; Solanaceae.